AUGAGCCCUGGCGUUGAAGUUGACCAGAACAUGAUACUACUAACGACAACGACAAACUCGCAAAAUGACCUUGAACGAUUGUGCAGGCUGGAUGUACUCGGUUUAGAAGCCACGCCGGAGAAGAACCCUCUUCUCGUCUACGACCAAUUUAGAGAAGACCUGCCUCGCGAUGACGAGGGCUGGUACGAGACCGGUCUGCCUUGGAAGACAUACCACCCGGAACUUCCAUCAUAUGAGCGAGGAAGUCUGCGACGACUGAAUAGUUUGAUGAAACGUUUAGAGCGCAGUGGAAUGUGCGAAGAAUACAACGCAAUCAUUAAGGAACAGCUGCAAAAGGGCGUAGUAGAAAUAGCACCUACAAAGGCCUCCAAAAGAGAAUUCUACAUCCCUCACAAACCAGUUGUGAAGAAAGCUGCUGAGCCCACCAAGCUACGGAUAGUUUACGAUGCUUCAGCUAAAGAGUCCGCCACCCAACCAUCGUUAAACGAUUGUUCAACGCUGGACCUCCGCUACAAAAUCAUUUAUGGGAUGUGCUGA
Messenger RNA from Xenia sp. Carnegie-2017, 537 nucleotides. RefSeq lists its product as uncharacterized. The transcript has a single exon. NCBI's taxonomy places the organism in Eukaryota, Metazoa, Cnidaria, Anthozoa, Malacalcyonacea, Xeniidae. Bases 1 to 537 code for a protein of 178 amino acids. The record is from RefSeq and is a predicted model, not a curated record.